AUGGCCACCGUCGAGAACAUCCAUGGAGAGAAGCGCCCUUCGUCCGAGGGCUCCCUUCCUAAACUUGGCCGCACUCAGAAUGGCAAGGAGCCUGCUGGAUACUCGCUCGACGAGCGUAGGAGAGCAGCUCUCGCAGAGAUUGAUAACGCCAAGUUUUCUUGGUUCCAUGCCAAAGUCUGUUUGGUCGCCGGUGUCGGUUUCUUCACUGAUGCCUACGACAUCUUCGCCAUUUCCAUCGCCUCUACCAUGCUUGGUAUGGUCUACGGUACACAGGCCUCCGCUGGCGCCAUCAAGUCCCUGAACACCAACCAAGACCUUGGUGUCAAGGUUGCGACCCCCAUCGGCAACAUUUUCGGUCAGCUCAUCUUUGGUUGGCUCGCAGAUGUCGUUGGUCGUAAGCGCAUGUACGGUAUCGAGCUCAUGAUCAUCAUCCUCGCCACUUUCGCUCAGGCCCUCUGCGGCUCAGGCCCUGCCGUUGGAAUCAUCGGUGUUCUCAUCGUCUGGCGUUUCAUUCUCGGUAUCGGUAUCGGUGGUGACUACCCUCUAUCCGCUGUCAUCUCCUCCGAGUUUGCCUCUACUCGCAUUCGUGGCCGCAUGAUCACCGCCACUUUUGCAGCCCAGGGCUGGGGUAACUUCACCGCUGCUAUUGUCGGUAUCAUCAUCGUCUCCGCCUACAAGGGCUCCAUCACCAAUGACCAAGCCACCUACCCCUCCCUGCCCUCCGUCGAUUUCUGUUGGCGUCUCCUCAUUGGUCUCGGUUGCGUUCCCGGUGUCAUCGCUCUCUACUUCCGUCUCACCAUCCCCGAGACUCCCCGUUUCACGAUGGACAUCGAGCGUAACGUCGCGCAGGCCACGCAGGAUAUCGAUAACGUUCUUUCUACGGGCUCGUACUACGUUGACCCAGACGCGGUUGUUGAGCGUAUCCAGGCACCGAAGGCAAGCCGCAAGGACUUCAUCCGUCAUUUCAGCCAGUGGAAGAACGGCAAGGUUUUACUCGGGACAUGUUACUCUUGGUUCGCUCUCGAUAUCGCUUUCUACGGUCUCGGUCUCAAUUCCUCGACGAUCCUUACCACCAUCGGCUUCGGUAGCUCCACAACGAAGACCGCACUCGGCGCUUACACCACUCUGCAUAACGUCUGCGUGGGAAACAUCAUCUUGGCCAUCGCUGGCUUGAUCCCUGGAUACUACGCAACUUUCCUCCUUGUCGACUCAUGGGGACGUAAGCCAAUCCAGCUUAUGGGCUUCGUUCUCCUCACAAUCAUCUUCGUCUGCAUGGGCUUCGGAUACGACGCGAUGCAGGCAACAUCGAAGGGCAAAGCCGCUUUCGUCUUCCUCUACUGCCUCGCCAACUUCUUCCAAAACUUCGGUCCGAACACGACGACGUUCAUCAUCCCCGGAGAGGUCUUCCCCACUCGCUACCGUUCAACGGCACACGGCAUGUCUGCUGCGAGCGGCAAGCUUGGAGCCGUGAUCGCCCAGGUCGGCUUUGCGCGAUUAAUCAACAUCGGAGGGAAGAAUGCGUUCUUGAAACAUAUUCUUGAGAUCUUUGCGCUGUUCAUGCUUACGGGUAUUUUCUCGACGUUGCUCCUUCCUGAGACGAUGAACAAGUCACUCGAGGAGCUAUCGAACGAGGACCAGGAGGGAUUCAUCGAGGGUCCUGCUGGCAAUCAGUCCGAAUUGAACGACAGACCCGUCGUUUAA
Stereum hirsutum FP-91666 SS1 is the source of this 1701-nucleotide messenger RNA. Its product is annotated as phosphate transporter. Bases 1 to 1701 code for a protein of 566 amino acids. The record is from RefSeq and is a predicted model, not a curated record. Gene Ontology annotation, biological process: transmembrane transport; phosphate ion transport. The transcript is spliced from 9 exons. Lineage: Eukaryota; Fungi; Basidiomycota; Agaricomycetes; Russulales; Stereaceae. Gene Ontology annotation, molecular function: phosphate transmembrane transporter activity. Gene Ontology annotation, cellular component: membrane.